Messenger RNA from Poecilia latipinna (sailfin molly), 3307 nucleotides. Its product is annotated as protocadherin-15-like. The record is from RefSeq and is a predicted model, not a curated record. Gene Ontology annotation, cellular component: catenin complex; plasma membrane. Gene Ontology annotation, biological process: multicellular organism development; cell migration; homophilic cell-cell adhesion. NCBI's taxonomy places the organism in Eukaryota, Metazoa, Chordata, Actinopteri, Cyprinodontiformes, Poeciliidae. The transcript is spliced from 9 exons. Gene Ontology annotation, molecular function: beta-catenin binding; cadherin binding; calcium ion binding. Bases 16 to 2634 code for a protein of 872 amino acids.
UCUUAGAUCCGGAGAAUGUGUGUAUCAUAUUUUGUUUGUUUGUGUGUUUCAGCUAACACAGCCCAGGUGGUGAUUGAUGUCCAGGAUGAGAACGACCACCCACCGGUUUUCACCAGAUCUCUUUACAUUGGAGGAGUUGCAGAAGAUGCCAAAACUUUCACCUCGGUCUUGCAAGUACAGGCUGUGGACGAAGACACUGGGAACUACAGCGCCAUGGUCUACAGGCUCAUCAUCCCCCCUCCCACAGGAAAAGAAACUAAAGACAGCAAAGAUGGAUUUGUCAUUGAACCGUACACCGGUGUGGUGAAGACGGCAAUCACGUAUCGCAACAUGAGGAGGUCAUAUUUCAAAUUUGAGGUGGCUGCAACAGACAACUACGGUCAAGGACACAGCAGCAGAGCAGAGAUAGUGGUGUCUGUUGUGAACCAGCUGGACAUGCAAGUGGUCGUAUCAAAUGUCCCUCCAACGUAUGUUGAAAUCAACAAAGAUCAGUUGCUCAGCAUUUUGGAACGCUACGUUCAGGAGCAGGUGGUCGGCGCAAAGGUUGUCGUGGAAACCAUUGGGCCCCACCGGGAUGGCGAAGCGAUGGAGAUUGAAGAUUACACCAAGUCAGAUCUCAUGAUUUAUGCCAUCGAUCCUCUGACAAACAGAGCCAUAUCUAGACAGGAGCUCUUCAAGUUUCUCGAUGGGAAACUAUUGGACAUCAACAAAGCGUUCCAGCCGUUCCUCCCUCCUGGUGGCCGGAUUCUGGAAAUCAGAACCCCCGAAGUGGUGGCCAGCGUAAAGAAAGCUGUGCACAGCGUUGGCUACACAGAGGGGGCACUCUUGGCUCUGGCUGUUAUCAUCAUCGUCUGCUGUGUUCCCGCUAUUUUAAUUGUCAUUAUCACAUACAGACAAUUCAAAGAGAGACAAGCAGAGUGUGCCAAAACAGCCCGCAUCCAGAUGGCACUGCCAACAGGCAAACCCGGGGGAGGCACUGCCAACAACCUGUACGAGGAGCUCGGUGACAACGCCAUACAAAACCGUUCAAACCACGGUGGCGGUCGCAGCAGCAUUGGCAGCUUAGACGAAAGCGACCGCCAGCGCCUGAUCUCGGACUUUGCCACACGAGCCAUCGCCGCCCAUCGCCAGUGUCUCGCAAAUGGAGGGGUGCUCAACAAACUCCCCAAAUCUGAGUCCAACAUCACUUUUCUGUCGGACGAAAACCCCCUAACUACCAAGAAUCCCAUCUACCAUGAGGAUGGAACCUUAAGUAGCCCUGAAAACCUUGGAAGCAACCAGAGGAGGAGAGACCUUCUUGGGAAUUUUUCCCCUUCUAGGAGACGACUUCGAGACGCCUGGCUGAGGCUCAGCUCACCCGGAUGUGACUUGCGAUUUGGGGGAUACAACGGCACCGACAGUGGGUGGGGAUCAGGAAGUGGACACAGCUGGACUCUCCCAUCAAGGUUGCAUCGAAAGGAAAUGUAUGAUGCUUUGAGGCGGCAGGUGGUGAUGGACCCUGUGCAGUGGGAACAUGAGCUUCUGAAGGCUGAAUUCAAGGAGAGCAAAGACGCUGGUCUGGAUUCGGGCUUUGAACACGGAUUGGAUUCAGAUGUGAUGGGAAGCCCUAGUCUUGAGCCAAAGCUGACAGUGAAGGAACAAGCCAGACAGUUUGAGCAACAGGCACUCCAGGAAAUGAAACAACGGCAAAGCAGAGAUUCCAGAGGCUCACUGUCUUCUGACAUCCUACUUUCUGCAAUCACAGACACUCCCCAGCAUCAGAAGUACAGCCCUUCCCACAAUGCUCCAGCUCCUCAGAUUAUGGAAGGUCCUCCGAGUAUCAUAGUGACUCAGAGUGAUGGAGGCAGCCCUCCGCCGAGUCACAAGCCGACACCUCCUGUACUAAGGCGAUUUGGAGCAAAUUUAACUGGAAAUCACAUUGCAGAGGAAAGACUUCAGGUACAUUUGGAGGUGAUACCAGAUCCACCUUCAACACCUCCACCACCACCUCCAUCACCACCACCACCACCACCUCCCAGCUCUGCUCCUCCUCCCCCUCCUUCAUCUCCACCUCUAAGUAACACUUCCAUCCCUCCUGCCUCUCCAGCUCCAUCUAACUCCGCCCCUAAUGGUGCUUCCACUCCUCCGCCUCCUCCUCCUCCCCCACCACUUCCGCCUCCACCUCUGCCGCCUCCUGUAUCUCCCUCGCUUGUGCGUCCGUCCACGUUUGUCCUCCCCACUCUCUCGGAGGCGCCGGUGCUGCGGCCCGUGUCUCUCCGGGCGCCGCCGCUGCCCGUUCACACGGAGCCCGAGCCUCCCCGGAAAGAGCUGAAGGGAAUCUUAAAGAACAUCCAAAACAUAGCAGACAUCGAGAAGUCUGUGGCCAACAUGUUCAGCCAGAUAGACCAGAAACAGAUUCCACUCAAAAAGGUCAUGAAGAGCCGGGCUUCUGUGGACUCUCUGGAUUCUCUUGACUCUUUGGACAUGUUGGCGGUUGGGGGAGAGCCAGAACAGAGAGGAGAUGGAGGAGGAGGAGAAGGAAGAGGAGGCGAGGGAGAGAAUAACUCCUCCAUUCGACACAUUCCAAACCCGAACAUGAACUCUAUUGUGGAGGAGCUUGAGAAGCGCUUUCCCUCUCAAUCUACUAUGCUCUAGCCUUUACAUUUUUGUGAAGGGUGUAGUUACAUAAACUUUUAAGCAAACUAAAAUAAAAUUCCUCUCUUCCUAUUUGACACAAGAAGAUAUAAGCUGAAAAUGAGGGGGGAAGAGUUUAGAUGUCUUUUAGUUACCUCAAGGAAACUUGUUUUAUAUGCACAUAAAUUGCAUCCCUGUUGAUACCAAUUCAUGUUCCAGCCAAUGUUAUUCUUAUCAAAAUCUGUAAGGUUUGAGUUGCUUUUAACACUGAAUUAAGCUUCUGAACAAGUCCAGUUCUGGUGAAAUGAAUCUGCCAGGAACACACCAAGACAGCUAUGCUUUAAUAUUUUAAUCUUUCUUAAUUGAAUCUUUAUUUUAGUCCUUCUACAGGGCAGAGAAGGUGACACAAGUGUCAAUUACUCUACUCUAUUGGAACUUGCAAAAGAAAAACUUUAAUAGUAAAGACUAAAGACUUAACUUGAACUCGUGGUCUGAGACUUGAAUUUCAUGAACAGCCAUUUAUUCUCAUAUAAUCAGGUGUGCAAGCUGGCUGGCUUAAUCCAAACCCUCCACUUUUGACGGUUUACAUGCAUGUUCUGUGAAAAGGUCUAAGAAUUCAUUGCUUUCUGUCCAUGCUUACUCUAGCUUUAUAGUUGCAACCAAAUAGAUUUAUGUCAACCAAAACAACUUCAGG